Messenger RNA from Phyllostomus discolor (pale spear-nosed bat), 4284 nucleotides. RefSeq names its product GATA binding protein 2 (gene GATA2). Gene Ontology annotation, molecular function: DNA-binding transcription factor activity, RNA polymerase II-specific; RNA polymerase II cis-regulatory region sequence-specific DNA binding; zinc ion binding. Gene Ontology annotation, biological process: positive regulation of transcription by RNA polymerase II; positive regulation of angiogenesis; positive regulation of miRNA transcription. Lineage: Eukaryota; Metazoa; Chordata; Mammalia; Chiroptera; Phyllostomidae. The record is from RefSeq and is a predicted model, not a curated record.
AUGGCUGUUGAGCUGUCUGCGUCUCGCCAAGAGGACCGCGGGCGGGGCAGGAGCCUGGAAAAAUACUGCCUUUGUCGGCGGCUCGUGUCACUCACCGAGCAGAGUACCUCGGGCUGCAGAGCUUGGAUCUCUCUUACUCCAGGUCCAGAGUGUGGAGGCUCUGGGACCACUGGCAGGAGCUGCUCCCUGAGACGGAGCCAGAGGCCUCGAGCCCAGGUUAUUCCUAGAGCCUCGCAAAGCGCUCUCCCGGCCCCCGAGUUGGAGCCUUUGUCUAGGCCUCCCCCCACCUCUAGGGCCGUGGGUGGCGGACGUGCCCGAGCCGGGUGGCGGAAGCCGCGUCUGCACCUGCCCAUAGGUCCCGUGAGCCGGCUUUGCGCGGCCUUAACCCGGCUUGCGCCUCCGUGUGCCCCCGAGAUCCGCCUUCCGCGGCCCUUAUCCUGCGUGAUCGCGUGUUCGGACGGGUUCGUUCCUGCGGGAGAACACAGCAGUCCCGUGUCCAACGCAGAUGCUCCAAUUAACGUGGAGGCCUCGGCCAAGCCUUCCUGCCUGCCUUUCGAGGAUGGCAACCCCAGGGUCUCAGGAAACCUGGCGGGGGCUCCCUUUCCUCCCCCCCCCCCCCCCAACCCCCAACACACACCAACGCCCAGGCCCGGAGUGCGAGAAGAGAGACCCACCCAGCCGAGGGAUAAUUUGAACCUCGCCUUCGGGACGAAAAGCGAAUUACCUACUUUUCCGAGAGCUCGAAGCCUGCCAACCGAGGCGCCGAUCGUUGCCCGAGGAAAGCUUCUGUUACGCUCCGGCGUUAAUAGCCCCGCGACCAGCCCGCGGGCGGGCGGCCCCUCACAUUGGGUCCCGGGAUUCGAGCUAGAGUGGGCAGCGUUGCCUGACAAGGGCGAUUGUCCCUGGGGUCUUGUCUUUGAGAAACUCCGCGAGGCUCCACGGACACAAAACAGGUUCGAGGCAUUUUUACACGUUGAUGAAAAAUCUUACGAGAAGCCGGAGCCCCGCGCGCGCCACAAUGGAGCGGAGCGGAAGGCACAGCGCGGGUCUGGGCAGAUGGGUGCCUUAGGGCCGAGACGCGCCUGUUCCCAGAUGGAUGGGGCUCUGCACCCCUGCCCAGCGCCUUUACCUGCGUCACGGCGAGACGCAGAGGCAGGAGGAGCCCCGGGUUCCGGCCCGCGACCCCUUGACGCUGCCCAGAGCCAGACUGAGAAAAGAAGACGAGUCAUGCGCGUGGAUCUGGGCCGGGCCAGACGCCGGAGCAAGCCGCGCUGGAUGGCUCACCCCGCAGUGCUGAAUGCGCAGCACCCCGACUCUCAUCCGGGCCUGGCGCACAACUACAUGGAGCCUGCGCAGCUGCUGCCUCCGGACGAAGUGACUCUUUUCAACCACUUGGAUUCGCAGGGCAACCCCUACUACGCCAACCCGGCCCACGCGCGAGCGCGCGUCUUAAGCCCAGCUCAUGCCCGCUUGACCAGCGGCCAGAUGUGCCGGCCGCACUUGUUGCAUAGCCCUGGGUUGCCCUGGCUGGACGGGAGUAAAGCAGCCCUCACCGCUGCUACAGCACACCACCACAACCCCUGGACUGUGAGCCCCUUUUCCAAGACACCGCUGCACCCCUCAGCUGCUGGAGGCCCUGGAGGCCCCCUCUCCGUGUACCCAGGGGCGGGGAGUGGGAGUGGGGGAGGCAACGGGGGCUCUGUGGCCUCUCUCACCCCCACUGCAGCCCACUCUGGCUCCCACAUUUUUGGCUUCCCACCCACACCACCCAAGGAAGUGUCUCCUGACCCCAGCACCACCGGGGCUGCCUCCCCAGCCUCCUCUUCCGUGGUGGGUAAUGCAGCCCGAGGAGAGGACAAGGAUGGUGUCAAGUACCAAGUUUCACUGGCUGAGAGCAUGAAGAUAGAAAGCAGCAGUCCCCUGCGCCCAGGCCUGGCUGCUGUGGGCACCCAGUCUGCCACACAUCACCCCAUUCCCACCUACCCCUCGUAUAUGCCAGCUGCCACCCAUGACUACAGCAGUGGACUUUUCCAUCCUGGAGGCUUCCUAGGUGGCCCUGCCUCCAGCUUCACCCCUAAGCAACGCAGCAAGGCACGCUCUUGCUCAGAAGGCCGGGAGUGUGUCAACUGUGGGGCCACAGCUACUCCUCUCUGGCGGCGAGAUGGCACCGGCCAUUACCUGUGCAAUGCUUGCGGGCUCUACCACAAGAUGAACGGGCAGAACCGGCCACUUAUCAAGCCCAAACGGAGACUGUCAGCUGCCAGGAGGGCAGGCACCUGUUGUGCAAAUUGUCAGACGACAACCACCACCUUAUGGCGCAGAAACGCCAAUGGGGACCCUGUCUGCAAUGCCUGUGGCCUCUACUACAAGCUGCACAAUGUGAAUAGGCCACUGACCAUGAAGAAGGAAGGGAUCCAGACUCGAAACCGGAAGAUGUCCAACAAGUCCAAGAAGAACAAGAAGGGGGCAGAGUGCUUUGAAGAGCUGUCCAAGUGUAUGCAGGAGAAGGCCUCCCCCUUUAGCGCCGCUGCCCUGGCUGGACAUAUGGCACCUGUGGGCCACCUCCCACCCUUCAGCCACUCUGGACACAUCUUGCCCACCCCAACUCCCAUCCAUCCCUCCUCCAGCCUCUCCUUUGGCCACCCCCACCCAUCCAGCAUGGUGACCGCCAUGGGUUAGGGACAGCUCUCCAUGAAUGGACAGAUUGAUGCAGAGGAGGGUGGCCUGCAACUGAAGGCUGGAUGCUCCCAAGAUGAGUAGACCAAAACCUUACCUAUCUGCCCUUCUGCAAAGACUGAUGCCUCUCUUGUCAGCCCAGCCUGAGCCCCUUGCUGCCUCACCUGUGGGUGCUCUUCUCAGCAGUUACCAGUUACCAUGAAGAUUCUCAGUGGGGCUGAGAGGUCAUCUCAGCCAAGCUGCUACCCAUUUGGGGUUCCCAUCACAGACAAUUGUUUGGAGAGCAGAAAGGAUCACUUUAUGAAGAGAGAAGGUGGGGGUAGGGGGCAAACAAAGGAAACCAGUUUUUGAAGGAAGAGAGUAGGCAAAAUAAUUUAUUUUUGCUUUUUUCUAACAAGGACUGGGGAACUUGGUAGGUCUGAGCCACCCCUGGCUCUGCCCAUCUUCCUCAGCUUGGCCGUUUGUCAACUUGCCAGGGCUCUGAGGAAGGACAGGUCUGGGAGGGACUUAAGCCUGCACCUUCUCAGGCUUCCCUCUCUAAAAUGCUGAGCCCCAGACUGAGUCUAGCCAAUCUAGAAGUCAUAGCCUACCAGAGGCUAAGCCAAUGUGUGCCCUGCUGAUGGACCCUGGAGAGUAGAGACAAUCAUAGGCGGUCCUACAUGUAUUCCCAGGCCAGGGCUGGGUCACAGGAAGGAAACAACAUUUUCUUGAGAGGGGAAAUGUCUCCCAGCACGCUCCCCUGGCUCUGAAGCUGAAACUGGUAUGAUCUGUGUCCCUUUAACACUAGAACCACAGCCUGCCUACUCUGCCAGGUGGACCCCUGUACAUACAUCCUUUUUCUGCUCGCCUCUUGAACCCCUUCCCUCCCACUAUGAAACAAAAGAAAAAAAUAUUUUUUAAAAAAACUGCAUAAGCUUAACUCAUUGAUGAGUUAUUUUAAUUCUAAACUCUUUUCAGGUCCAGUCAAUUAAACUUUGCUACAGAAGCCUUUGUUAUGGAAAGGAAUAAAACCUACAAGUCAAGGCUGUAGCUUUGGAAUUAUUUUUGGAAAAGUUUUUGGAUCCCACAGUCCUAGAAUGGGGAACUGGGGACAAGAGGCAGGGCCUUGGCUUCUAGGGGUUGGUAUGGCAGGUGGCAAAGGGGUGUGAGUCAGAGACAGGAUUGAAGGAGAGACCAUGACCCUGCUGGGGUCCAGGAGACAUGGAUUCUGCUCUGCUUUGCCAUGGCUGUCUGGAUCCUUCCCAAGGUACAGUUGUACAUAAUCUUGUCUGAGUUUAGAUUCUGUGUGCGUUAGUGGUGGGGUUUGGUGGCUGGAGAGGGCCAUGCCCAGGAAGAGAAUUGUGCUGAUGUAUAGUUGACCAAGUGCAAUAAGGGCUGGCGAUUGCUGCCGGGGGCACUACCACCAGAAGUAACUUAUUUUGUAUUAGCAUCCACGUAAGAAGAAGCGACAGUAUUUUCUGUUUUUAUGUUUUAUUUGGCUUGUUUUAUUUUGGAUUAGUGAACUAAGUUAUUGUUAAUUAUGUACAACAUUUAUAUAUUGCCUGUAAAAAUUGUAUGCUAUCCUUAUAUGCCUUUAAAGUGAAUACUGUUAAUAAAAUACUUUUUGUG